Molecule: messenger RNA, 666 nt
Organism: Fusarium musae
Lineage: Eukaryota; Fungi; Ascomycota; Sordariomycetes; Hypocreales; Nectriaceae
Exons: 3
Coding region: 1-666 (221 amino acids)
Cellular component (GO): intracellular anatomical structure
Molecular function (GO): RNA binding; ATP hydrolysis activity
Source: RefSeq, a predicted model, not a curated record
AUGAACCCUUUUUUCGAGAACAAGGAGUACUCCAAGGAGUAUCUCCAAAUCCACGAAGAUCGAUGCAAGAAGCUCCCGGUACGCUCCCAGCGACAAGAGUUUCUUGACAAGUACCACUCGGAGCAAGUCACCAUUGUAGUGGGUGAUACGGGGUCGGGUAAGACAAUACAAGUUUCGCAAUUUGUGUUAUUUGACGAGUGGGCAAGCGACCUACGUGUGGCUUGUACCCAACCACGAGUAGUGGCAGCAACCAGCGUCGCAACCCGUGUUGCUCAAGAAUUGGACGUGCCUCUGGGCGGUAUUGUCGGGUACAAGGUCAGAUUCGACAACAAAAGUUCAGGCUCUACGCGUCUUGGAUUCCUUACGGAUGGCCUAUUACUCCAGCAAUAUGCUGGCGACGCCAAUUUCUCCAAAUAUGCCUGUAUCAUGAUAGAUGAAGCUCACGAGCGAACAACCAAUACCGACAUGCUGCUUGCGCUUCUCAAGAAGCUCAUUCAAAAGCGAAAGGACCUCAAGGUUUGCUCAGUCUACUCCCAACUCGGCUUUCACCUGUUGUUGGAUAGAGGCGCGGAUCUGUGCCGCCAAGCCCCCACGAAGAACCUUGGUCUCCUCUUUCAGUGUCUCCAUCGCAUCACCUUGGUCUUUCAAUGCCUUCUCCAGAUCUAA